AUGGAAGAAGAAAAGAAUUAUAAAGUAUUGUUGAUUGGUGAUAGUGAUGUAGGAAAGACAUCAAUUGUAAAGAGAUUUUUAGAUGAUACCUUCGAUGAAGACUUACUUUGUACUAUUGGUGUCGAGUUUAAGAUGAAAGCUGUAGAGGUCGAUGGAAAAUCUGUUACUCUUUGUAUUUGGGAUACUGCUGGUCAAGAGAAAUUCAGAGCAUUGAUCAGUUCUUAUUACCGUGGUGCUCAUGGUAUCAUUUUAACUUAUGAUGUUACAAAGAGAGAAACCUUUAAGAAUCUUCAAUACUGGUUAAAUGAAAUCGAAACAUUCUCAAACAGAGCAAACGUAGUAAAAUUACUUGUAGGAAAUAAGAUAGAUAAAGAAAACAGAGAGGUCACCAGAGAAGAAGGUUUAGAGUUUGCCAAGAGCAAAGCAAUGUUUUUCAUCGAAUGUAGUGCAAAGACAAAGAUUGGAAUUCAACAAGCUUUCGAAGAACUUGCACAUAAGAUUAUUGAAACACCAUCACUUAGCGAGGAUAAUGAAAAUAAGAAAAAGAAGAUCAAAGCAACCGUUUCUGCAGAUGAAUCAAAUCAACAAGGUGGAUAUUGUGGUUGUUAA
Messenger RNA from Heterostelium album PN500, 609 nucleotides. It is a transcript of the gene rab18, whose product is annotated as Ras-related protein Rab18. Bases 1 to 609 code for a protein of 202 amino acids. The record is from RefSeq and is a predicted model, not a curated record. The transcript is spliced from 4 exons. Gene Ontology annotation, molecular function: GTP binding; GTPase activity. Lineage: Eukaryota; Evosea; Eumycetozoa; Acytosteliales; Acytosteliaceae.